UAUCCGUUUGAUAUAUAAACUAGCUACUUGCGCAGACAUGUACUCUGCGGCUGGACACUUUAGCACGAGGGGAACAAUCAACAACUGGCAUCAUGGUUAAAGUAGGAAUCAACGGGUUUGGUCGUAUUGGACGUCUGGUCACUCGUGCUGCCAUAAUCUCUGGCAAAGUUGAUGUCGUGGCAAUCAAUGAUCCUUUCAUAGAUCUGAGUUAUAUGGCUUACAUGUUCAAUUAUGACUCUACCCACGGCAAAUUCAAGGGAACAGUGAAGGCUGAAAAUGGCAAACUGAUUAUUAAUGAUAAGGCAAUUACAGUCUUCUCUGAACGGGACCCCAGCAACAUUAAAUGGGGAGAUGCUGGUGCAGAAUAUGUAGUAGAAUCUACAGGUGUCUUCACAACUAUUGACAAAGCUUCACUUCACUUGAAGGGAGGUGCUAAGCGUGUUAUAAUCUCCGCCCCCAGCGCAGACGCCCCCAUGUUUGUUGUUGGAGUCAAUCAUGAUGAAUACAAGAACUCCCUCAAAGUUGUUAGUAACGCCUCCUGUACCACAAACUGUCUGGCUCCUCUGGCAAAAGUUAUCAAUGACAACUUUGGUAUUGUGGAAGCGCUGAUGACCACUGUCCAUUCCUACACCGCAACCCAGAAGACCGUAGAUGGUCCAUCAGGCAAGCUCUGGCGAGAUGGCCGCGGUGCCGCACAAAACAUCAUUCCAGCAUCAACCGGGGCAGCAAAGGCUGUCGGCAAAGUCAUUCCACAACUAAAUGGGAAGCUGACCGGCAUGGCUUUCCGUGUUCCAACCGCAAACGUGUCUGUUGUGGAUCUCACUUGUCGCCUGGCUAAGCCUGCUAAAUAUGAUGAAAUAAAGGCUGUGAUUAAGGCUGCAGCUGACGGACCAAUGAAGGGCAUUCUGGGAUACACAGAGGACCAGGUCGUUUCAUCUGACUUCAACGGAGACACUCGCUCAUCCAUCUUCGAUGCAGACGCUGGAAUCGCUCUGAACGAUCAUUUUGUGAAGCUCAUAUCUUGGUACGACAACGAGUUCGGUUACAGCAGUCGUGUGGUGGAUCUCAUGGUCCAUAUGGAAUCCAAGGAAUAGUCUGUCUAGUAACUUCUUGUGCCUGCGGGUGCUCUUAGUCAUCUGCGUUAGUCUGUGUAACGGUUUCUGUGUCAUUAAAUAAACCAGUUGUUCCCCUCAA
Bombina bombina (fire-bellied toad) is the source of this 1194-nucleotide messenger RNA. Its product is annotated as glyceraldehyde-3-phosphate dehydrogenase. Gene Ontology annotation, biological process: glucose metabolic process. Gene Ontology annotation, molecular function: oxidoreductase activity, acting on the aldehyde or oxo group of donors, NAD or NADP as acceptor; NAD binding; NADP binding. The record is from RefSeq and is a predicted model, not a curated record. Lineage: Eukaryota; Metazoa; Chordata; Amphibia; Anura; Bombinatoridae. The transcript has 12 exons. The coding region runs from base 93 to 1094 and encodes 333 amino acids.